Molecule: messenger RNA, 1194 nt
Organism: Clonostachys rhizophaga
Lineage: Eukaryota; Fungi; Ascomycota; Sordariomycetes; Hypocreales; Bionectriaceae
Source: the annotation of a GenBank genome assembly
AUGCCUUCCAGAUCAGAUAUCACGUAUUUCGGGGCUGGCCCCGCUGGACUUCCCACAUCUGUGCUUGAGAAGGCCGCGGAGGCUCUGGUCAACUUUGGAUCCCAGGGCCUGGGACUGGCUGAGAUCAGCCAUCGCUCCGCACUCGCCACCAGCAUCAUCAACGAGGCCAAGGCGGAUCUGGCCUCUUUUAACUUUGUCGGCUCCUGGGUUGCCCGCAAGCACAAGGAGAUCGUCGGCGACAGCAACGACCCCAAACUGAUCCAGCAACUAAAGGAGACUGUUGACAAGGAUCUCAAGCUCGAUUACAUUAUUACCGGUGGGUGGUCGCAAAAGGCAUCGGCCGAGGCCCAGCGCCUCUUUGGCGAGGACCACGUCAACAUCGUGGCCGACAGCCGCAGAUCCAACGACGGCAGAUAUGGGACUAUCCCAGACGAGAGCACCUGGAAGUUAUCAAACGAAGCAGCUCUGGUUUAUUUCUGUUCAAACGAGACGGUCCAUGGCGUCGAGUUCCAUGAGUUCCCCAAGUCUCUCGCGCCAGGCCCGGACGGAAAGGGCCCGAUUGUCGUAGCCGACAUGAGCUCUGACAUCCUCUCCAAGAAGAUCCCUGUCAAGAACUUCUCGGCCAUCUUCUUUGGUGCCCAGAAGAACCUUGGAACGGCCGGAAUCACCGUCGUGGUCAUCAGGAAGAGCCUGCUGUCACCCGCCCUGCCUCAGCCCUCCGCAGCUCUGAUGCGACAGCUGGGUUUGCCCAUCCCGCCCAUUAUCCUUGAGUAUGACACCAUUGCGAAGAACAACAGCCUUUACAACACACUUAGCAUAUUUGAUGUAUACAUCGCCGGCCAGGUGCUGAAGAAAUUACUGCAAACAUACCCUAACAAAGUUGAGGGACAGCAAGCCGUGUCCCAGAAGAAGGCCGACCUCAUCUACGGAGCCCUGGAUGCAUAUCCUGAUGUCUACAAGGUCUUCCCCGAGAAGACGGUGCGAUCACGCAUGAACAUCUGCUUCAGAGUCACCAAGGGCGGCGACACCGAUGCCGCCGAGAAGGCUUUCCUGGACCAGAGCACCGCUCUUGGACUCACCGGCCUCAAGGGACACAGGAGCGUCGGGGGAGUAAGAGCCUCCUCGUACAACUCCAUCUCUCUCGAGGGGGCGGAGAAACUUGUCAAGUUCAUCAACGAUUUCGCAACAUCCUAA